CUGUUCGUCGUCUCUGCUGCUGUGCUCCGCCACGCGACGCCCGACCCGCUCGAGCCUGUCUCCCUCUCCCUCCCUCCGAUCAUUCUCUCGUUGGCCUCUCUGAUUUCUGCCGACUGCAUCCGCUCUGCCAUUCGCGAGCUGAAGUGAAAGAGUGCACAAUGGUUCUCGGUGAGCAUUCUUUGACGAGGACACUCUACCAUGUGCUAUCCGUGGAAGAGGAUGCGAGCUACGAAGAAAUCAGGGCGAGUUAUCGGAGUAAAGUCCUUAAUCACCAUCCCGACAAAGCACGGGUGGCAGCUCCCGAGACUGGUGAUUCCGACAAAGCCAAGUUUCUUGAGAUACAGCAGGCUUGGGAGACCCUGAGCGAUGCGAGGUUGAGGAGACUCUACGACAGAGAGCUGCAGGCCUCGAGACAGGAUGUUUUAGUUGCAGAGGACGUUAGCUUGGAGGAUAUGCUGAUGGAAAGUGUCGAGGACGUCUUGCAGCUCUUUCACUCAUGCCGGUGCGGUGAUUACUUCUCGAUCGAUUCUGGGGAACUGGAAGAGAUGGGUUGUCAUCUGCUGAGAGAUGGGAGCAGUGUGGUGUCAAAGGUUUCGGGUACUUUGCCUGCAUCAGUCAUUAUUCCUUGCGGUUCAUGUUCGCUGAGGAUACGGCUCUUGGUUGAAUCGGAUGCAACUGUUUCAAUGGAUGAACUGCCAGUAUCAUGACACCAUUGACAAAGUCGUAUACGAAUUAUUCCAAGUUUUUCCUCAUUGUUGAUAGUAUAUGAGCAAGAAAGUUUGAUCAGAGAUCAGCUUCAACGAGAUGCUGCCUUCCCACCUCAUGGUGGCCGAAAUCUGAGAAUUGCCCGAAAUCGGGACUUGUGACGAGAACACGGUGAUCUUCAUGUCGUCGGCAAUCCAAUCAGAGGCAUAGUUGUAAUUCUUUUGUACACCAUAGAAACAAUAGAGAAACUAGACUUCCAUGAUUCAAUUUCCAAUUGAAUUUCCCUUAAUUUGUAAGAUUUCACUUCUCGAUUUAUAUCAAAGAAAAAUAUCGUGGUUGGAUUGGGAGUUAUUACGA
This is a messenger RNA of Punica granatum (pomegranate), 1062 nucleotides long. Lineage: Eukaryota; Viridiplantae; Streptophyta; Magnoliopsida; Myrtales; Lythraceae. The record is from RefSeq and is a predicted model, not a curated record.